GUGAGAGUAAUAUACUUACUUUGGGAGCAGGGGAGUACGACAUAUCAAUUUGGGAGGAGCCACCUCAAAUAGUGGGAAUGGAGUUACUGUGUGAUACACCAGCAAUUAGAAUGAAAUCUCCUGCGUCUUGGCUGUGCAUAAGAUGAUGGCUAAUUGAGCUUUGGCAUUUUUUGCUGUUUCCUUUGGGCCUUUUGGACUUUGGCCAUUUUUUUAACCAAAAGAAAUGCAAAAACAAAAUAACUAGCAGCUGAGGUAGAGGACUCUUUAGUCUUUUUCCCUCCCUUUUAUCCGAGGCAGGGUUUUAGGUUGGGGUUUUAAGCUGAACAAUUUGCAGAAGAAGAAUAAUGAAUCUGUUUCUGAAGAAAUGGAACCUGUUCAGCACCCGUUCUUGGGUGGUUCAGAGGGCUAUGCUGCACAACUCUCAAGCCCCAAGCGAUUCCCUUUUCCUUCGAAUAUCGAGAGCCGGACAACCCAACAUUUCCAUGAACUGUAUUCUGGAUCAAUGGGUCCAAGAGGGCGGACACGUCAGGCAUUUCGAGCUCCAGUUCUUCAUCAAGCAGCUUAGGUCUCAUCGCCGCUUCAACCAUGCCCUUCAGAAAAGUCUUAGAUUAAUAUUGUGGCACAUCCCAAAAGAGUCCUUAUCAGAGUCUCUCCUGAAAGCUCGACCGCACCUAAGUCACAUCAUGAAGGUAGUUCCUACAUCCUCGGAAGAUUUGGAUCACUUUAUGUUGACAACCCUUGAUCCAGCAUCAUCUCGCACCCUAAGAACUUGGAGUUCGCUCUUUAGCUUGUCAUCAACAAUGGACAAGAGUACCAAGUAUUAGAAUGGAUGGGCGAUGAAAGGAAACAUCAUUUGACAUCUGGAGACAUAGCUGUACGUCUUGACUUGAUAGCAAAAGUUCAUGGCUUAGGUCCAGCAGAUAAAUACUUUAAUUGCAUUUCAGAUUCUGUAAAAGAUUUCAAGGUCUAUAGUGCUCUUUUGAAUUGCUAUACACAACAUAACUCUGUGGAGAAAGCAGAGGCUACCAUGCAUAAACUAAAAUAGUAUGCUUGUAAGCAUACAAUAGAUUUGGUAUUGAGUUAUAAUGCUCUGUUAAAGCUCUAUGUUCGAGUAAGUGAAUAUGACAAAUUCGAUAGUUUGAUGAGAGAAAUGUUAUCCAAGGACAUGUACGACUCUGUGUCGCUUAAUACUCGGCUGAAUGCGUAUGCAGUCGUUAAAGACUUAGAUGGGCUGGAGAGCUUACUAUUGCGGAUGGAAGCUGAUCCUAAGGCAACUAUUGACUGGAUAACAUACUCUAUUGCAGCAAAGGCUUAUAUUCAGGCUGGCCAACAUGAGAAAGCAUAUGCAAUGCUGAGGAAAUCAGAGGACCUGAUUGAACCCAAGAGGAGGAGGGCUGCCUAUGGAUCUCUUCUAACUAUGUACGGCUCCAUGGGGAAAAAGGAAGAUGUUUAUCGUAUUUGGGAUAUGUGCAAAAGGUUAAACAGACCCUGCAACGCGAAUUACAUCUCUAUGCUGACCGCAUUAGCUAGGCUUAAUGAUGUUGAUGGAGCUGAGAGGAUUUUCGAGGAAUGGGAGUCUGGAAAUACAUGCUUCGACAUCAGGAUCCCGAAUGUGAUGAUGAGUGCAUAUUGUAAGAAUGGUCUGGUGGAAAAAGCUGAAGCAUUCAUUGAUAGGCUUUCAAAGAGUCGCAAUGAAUUAGGCGGUAGUAUAUGGGAUCGAUUGGCACAUGGCUAUUACAGGAACAAUGAUAUGGAUAAUGCUAUUCAAACAAUGAAGAAAGCGAUUUUGGGAGGUCAACCUGGAUCAACAUGGAAGCCGUAUCGAUUUACUUUGGCUACAUGUAUUGAUUACCUUAAGGACAAGGGAGAUUUGGAGGGGGCAUCAGAAAUUCUUAGGCUAUGUCUUGAACGAGGUUAUUUUUCUACUGCAAUACAUGAUAGAUUAUCAAGCUAUGUGCAUGGAAAAACACCAGAAACAAAGGCGAUAAAUCUGAUGGAAGAAUAUUAUCAUCCAAAUAAUGAACUUUUUCCAGAUGGAGAGAAGCAACAUGAAAUUCAACUCCAUGAAUAGUUAUUUGAAAAUUGGUCAAGCGUAUAUCUAUUCUUGCUUGGGUGGUGUUUGUGAUUCUUUUUUUCCAAAAAAGAACGUUUAAAUUUACGGGAAACAUGCCAAAGCAAUUCAGCCUGCCAAAUAAUUAGAAGGCUAAUGGUUAAACUGGUCCUGAAAGCUUCCUCGACUCGAUUUGAUCCUUUUGUUGACAUGUAACUGAUAACUAUUGAUGUGUGAGAUGAAGUUUGUGGCGAAUGCUUACAAAAAGUAGUACAGUUCGAACUCUAAAAUGGUAAAACCUAAAUUCUAAACUUUAAAAU
Messenger RNA from Arachis ipaensis, 2370 nucleotides. NCBI's taxonomy places the organism in Eukaryota, Viridiplantae, Streptophyta, Magnoliopsida, Fabales, Fabaceae. The record is from RefSeq and is a predicted model, not a curated record.